This is a messenger RNA of Onthophagus taurus, 1164 nucleotides long. The record is from RefSeq and is a predicted model, not a curated record. NCBI's taxonomy places the organism in Eukaryota, Metazoa, Arthropoda, Insecta, Coleoptera, Scarabaeidae.
AUGUUUAUUUUUUUAGUUUUUCUACAAAAAAGCCUUUGUUACGCAUCGAGUGAAGAUCUCCAAAAUUUUACCCAAAAUGAGUUGGAAGCUCUGGCCCAAGUGAUACAUGAUACAGAUUCCGAAGAAGAAGUUGGAGGAGAAGCAGACAUAUCCGAUGAGAGUGAAGGUAUAGAGGAAGAUAACCACAAUUCGAAUUCCGAGCAAGAAAUGAGCGAACAAGAAGAAAACGGUGAAGUGGAAGGUGAACAAUAUUCUGAUUCUGACGAUGUUCCUCUCUCAGUAUUAGUGGCUAAUGAAGGACAGUAUGUUGGCAAAGAUAAAAAAACUAUUUGGUAUAAAACCUACCCUAGGAGUAAAUCUACUAAGCCCAGAAGCAAAAAUAUAAUAAAAAUACUACCAGGACCAAAACAAUGCGCAAGGGAUAUAACCGAUGAGAUAAGUGCUUUCACAAAAAUGUUCAAUGAUGAAAUGGUUGAACAUAUUAUUCAGUGUACUAAUUUGGAAAUUUCAAGAGUUCAACCAAACUCUGAUCGAGUACGAGACGCAAAGAACGUUACAAAAUCGGAAAUGCUAGCUUUUAUAGGCUUAUUAUUUUUAUCUGGAGCUAAGAAGCAAAACCACACUCAUUUUUUGGAGUUAUGGACAAAAGAUGGAACGGGAUCAGAAAUAUUUCAAAGUUAUCAAAGGUUUCUUUUUUUGCUUGCAAACAUUAGAUUUGAUAACAAAAUAACAAGGCAUGAAAGAAGACAAACAGAUAAGUUGGCAGCAGUGCGGUUUAUUUUGGACAAAUUUGUGAAUAAUUGCAAGAAAAACUACUCUGUGGGUGAAUUUAUGACAAUAGACGAAAUGUUGAUUGCGUUUAGAGGGAGGUGCAGCUUUGUACAGUACAUACCAAACAAACCUGCUAAAUAUGGUUUGAAGGUGUUUGUGCUUUGUGACGCACAAACAUUUUACGUGAGUAAUUUGGAGCUGUACUGUGGAAAACAAGCAGACGGACCAUACAACCAAUCAAACACACCAACUGCCAUAGUUCACCGCUUGCUGGAAGAACAGAAAUUAAGUAACAGGAAUUUAACCUGCGAUAAUUGGUAUUCAAGUUACCCUUUGGCAUUGGAACUGUUACAAGACAAAAUAACAUUUAUUGGAACCCUAAAAAAAAAAUAA